AGGUCAAACUGUAGUCUGUAGAAAAUCUGCAAAGAGAGAUGUGGAAGGAAAGAAAGAAAAUGUACCUUCAGACUAAGAUCAAAGAGACAGAAGAAGCCACUGGCUCAGGCUCCUAUAUGACUCUGACAUCCACCUCUGCUAAACCUUCAGGGAAAGCCGCCAGCCUCCAGAGUGAUCUUAUAUUUGAGGAAAUCGGUCGCCGCAUCAAGGAAAUGGGAAGCCAGCUGGUCAAGAAAGUGAAUGCCAUAUUUCAGUGGGACAUCACUAGAGAUGGAAAGAUGGUGGUGCAGUGGACUCUUGACUUAAAGACUGGCUCUGGAGAGAUCUAUCAAGGAGCUUCACGUUGUCCUGCUGACACAGUCUUCACCCUUUCCGAUCAUGACUUCAUGCAGUUGGUUCUGGGCAAGAUUAAGCCCCAUAGGGCAUUCUUUGUUGGCAGGCUGAAGGUAAGAGGCAACAUCAUGUUGGGUCAGAAGCUGGAGAUGAUUCUUAAAAAUCAUGCUAAACUCUGAGAUGCACUGUGCCUUACUGGUGGCAAGAACGGCCAAGACUGAAUUCCUUUUGUCAUACAGCAAAGUUGCUCACAAUGGAGACUGAAAAAUGCACAUCCUAUUUUAAUGCAAAUUCUUACUAUUCAAGUUUGGAGACAUCUACAGCUAAUUUGUUUGCUCAAUUAUUAUUGUUACAGUAAACUGGGAGUUAAUAGCAUAAUGCACUGCUUCUCUCACUGGUCCUCAAUGGAAUCUGUCUUCAUGC
Molecule: messenger RNA, 756 nt
Organism: Gopherus evgoodei (Goodes thornscrub tortoise)
Lineage: Eukaryota; Metazoa; Chordata; Testudines; Testudinidae
Gene: SCP2D1
Product: SCP2 sterol binding domain containing 1
Exons: 1
Coding region: 39-512 (157 amino acids)
Cellular component (GO): cytosol
Source: RefSeq, a predicted model, not a curated record